Messenger RNA from Zea mays, 2882 nucleotides. RefSeq names its product WPP domain-associated protein. NCBI's taxonomy places the organism in Eukaryota, Viridiplantae, Streptophyta, Magnoliopsida, Poales, Poaceae. The transcript is spliced from 5 exons. Bases 522 to 2213 code for a protein of 563 amino acids. The record is from RefSeq and is a predicted model, not a curated record.
GUGAACCACUGAACCCACGCCAAAGCAGAGCAACCACCUCUCUCUCUCUCUCCCACCAGGGAGGCAGGGACCGGUCUCCACAGUCCACACACACACAGAGGAACCAAGUCACGAAGACGAAGAGACAAGGGAGCGGUUGCCCGGCGCUGGUUUCCCUUUCCCCGAUUCCCAGUUAAGCGCAGCGAUUUGGCGUCUGAUGAUUGCGCAAUCGAGCAGCGGCGCGGGGAGGCAACAGGACGCACCGAAAAGGGGGCGCCUUUACAGGACACGGGCCUCGCCUUUCCCUUGAAUCUCGCCGCGCCGCGCCUCCUUUCGUUUUCCCGCCCGUCGCGACCUUUGCAACUGCAACCACAGCGAGCGAGCCACGGAGGGGGCAGAGCGGAGCCAGAGGUCUCUGACGCGGCGCAGGAUCGCGGCGGCGGAGGGGAGCAAGCAGAGGAGGCCAAGAGGUCCGAGGGCCUCGCCGAAGCGCGUGCGGCGUAGUCCGCCUCUGUCCGUCCGGGUCCGGCAACGGCGGCGAGAUGGAGGCGGCCGCCGACCUGCUGGAGUACGAGCUGCAGAGGGAGAUCUCCGGCAUCUUGAUUCAGAACUACGUCUGCGGUUUGCGCCAGGAGUAUGAGAUGAAGUUGUGGGAGCACCGGAACUGCAUCAGCGCUCUGAACAGGAACUGGGCGGAAAAGGUUUCUGAGAUCACGGCGCUGCGAGACGAGCUUCGCGAUGUUCUCUGUACUUCUGAACCUGCUACUCAUCAUCACCAUCACCGCUCCCACGGGAGUCUAGAAGACGAGACGAUCAUUGCGAAGACGGAAGGUGACAGUGAGCCUCCGGUAACAGAGAAAUCUUCUGAGUCUACGCUCGAGAUCCCAGAUUUUUCCCUCCUGAAGCACAUGCACGGCGAAGAAAUCACGAGUUUUCUCAGGACAGAAUGGCUAAAGCUGCGAAGGCAGCACGAGUCCGAGCUUCACGAGAAGACAGAGGAGCUGUUCAGGGUGAAAAGGGAACACGCAAAGGAGAAAGCUUCGUUGCCUCUUAAGAAAGAGCGGGAGCUUGAGCUCCACAGGUCGAAGCUGCUACAGACCAUCGCUAGGCUGGGCGAGAUAGCCUCCAGGAAAGAGGAAUCUUGCUCUGACUGCAACGAGGAUGAGGAGAUGUGCAGAUUGAAGGACAGGAUCGGCGUGCUACUACAAGAAAACAAUCGUCUCCGAGGCUUGCUGGCUGAUAAGAAGCAGGAGGUUAAACAUCUCUCUUUGCAAGUGUCAGAUUCAAGGAGCAAAAUAGCCCAGUACUCACUGCCAGAGUCAAAACUGUCGAAUAAUUGUGAGAAGCUUAGGGCUGAACUUGAAGAUUUUAAGAUAGAGAGGCACUUGAACGAUUUAUUGGACUCAUCUGUAUUCAGGGAAGUUUGUCACAAUUAUGAGGAUCAGAUAUGUGAUUUGAAUCAGGAGGGAUCCUUCCUCAGAGACCUGCUUGAUGAAAAAGAAGACCAGCUAAGUAUCAUGUACGAAGAUAGACAGAAGCUCAAGCAUGAAAACGAUCAACUCGUAUCGAUUGCAGGGUCAAUUAUACAGCAUCAUGACCAAGCCAACUUGGUUCAUGACGAGCUUAUGAUAUAUAAGGAGAAAUUGUGCGAGCAAGAACUUUUGAUAUUGGAGUCAAAGGGCGAAUAUAACUCCAUGAAAAGGUGCCUGUAUGAGGCUAUGCAGCAAAUCCAGGUAUGCAAGCAAGAAAUUCUAGGCCUGACUGAGAAUUUAACUUCUAUGUCUAUUGCUUUGGAGAAAGCCAAGGAACAGAAUGCCUCACUUGACGCCACAAUCCGAGAGAUGAAGAAAACACCAGGGCAAAGCAUUGGCAGUCAUUGGGGGCAAACUGGGGAAUUUGAUCUUACCAGUAUGGAGAAGUUAUCAAAGACAUGUAGUGACUUCGAAAGCAGAUUAGUAGAAACAAUGAAAAGAAAUGAAACCAGGUUGACUAGUAUAGUUUGUCAGUUUAGCCCACUGGUGCAGCAAGUUGCUCUCUUAAGGAAAAAAGAAUUCUGGUAUAAGCAAAUACUCGAGAUUAAAUGCUCAAAUCUUUGGAAAGCAGAAGCCGAGGUUGAUGUACUUGGUGAUGAGGUUGACACCCUUCUAAGUGUGCUGGGAAAAAUUUAUAUUGCACUCGACCAUUAUUCGCCAGUUUUGAAGCAUUACCCUGGGGUAAGGUUACAGAGAUUUUGAUGCUUGUGCAGAAGGUGUUGAAAGGAGAAAGCGUUUAACACCGAACCACUAUGUGAAAAUCUUGACAGAUUUCAUGUCCAUAUUACAAACAGUAGCGCAAGACCCUAAGAAGAGUUAGGGCAAUGUGCUGUGGGAGAAUAUUUACACGUACUUACUGCAAAGGAGCUUCCUAGAUUAGAUUUUUUUUUUUACGAACAGUCGAAGUACUGAAGUAGCCAUGGGUCCAAUUAAAUGGUGUAGAGUAACCGGUUUUCAGCUUGCUAGCUAGCUUUAUUUGUAUUACCUCCGUUCUCGAAUAUUUGUCGCUGGCUAGCUCAUUUUUAAACUAAAACACGACAAAUAAAAAAGAACAGAGGUAGUAUUAGUGUGCAGUUAUAGUUGAAUUCAGACUAGGAAUUCAAAAGGUUGGUUUAACGAUGGUAGCUUUACAGUAUUAGUGUUUGGGUAGUAUAAAUGUGUAUGUAACGGUUGUAGGUUUAGGUUGGAUGAUGCUCUGGUGAUUAUUAUUUCAAGGAGCAUAGCUUCUUGUAGUCAUAUGGAGUAUUGUAUGCUUGCAGUGGGUAGGGAAGAUGGACUUGUAACAGCUGCGUCCCAUUCGUUGCAGUUAAAAUAUACAUGCAGAUUCUUUGUGUUGACAGGAGGUAUUGAAAUGAACAUGCUUGACUGAUA